Castor canadensis (American beaver) is the source of this 1325-nucleotide messenger RNA. RefSeq names its product apurinic/apyrimidinic endodeoxyribonuclease 1 (gene Apex1). Gene Ontology annotation, molecular function: double-stranded DNA 3'-5' DNA exonuclease activity; DNA binding; DNA-(apurinic or apyrimidinic site) endonuclease activity. NCBI's taxonomy places the organism in Eukaryota, Metazoa, Chordata, Mammalia, Rodentia, Castoridae. Gene Ontology annotation, cellular component: nucleus. The record is from RefSeq and is a predicted model, not a curated record. Gene Ontology annotation, biological process: base-excision repair.
UGAGGAGGAGGCGAGUUAGGAUCCAACCAGGCAACGUGGUAAAAAUAGUGCUUCGGUGGGCAACGUGGUACAGGUGCCGAAGAGCAUUCGUUACAGGGAUGCCAAAACGUGGGAAAAAGGGAACGGUGGCCGAAGAUGCGGAAGAACACAAGACAGAGCCAGAGGCCAAAAAGAGUAAGGGAGGAGCAAAGAAAAACGAAAAAGAGGCAGCAGGAGAGGGCCCGGUGCUGUACGAGGACCCUCCGGAUCAGAAAACCUCACCCAGUGGCAAAUCCGCCACACUCAAGAUCUGCUCUUGGAAUGUGGAUGGGCUUCGAGCCUGGAUUAAGAAGAAAGGUUUAGAUUGGGUGAAAGAAGAAGCCCCAGAUAUCCUGUGCCUUCAAGAGACCAAAUGUUCAGAGAACAAGUUACCAGCUGAACUUCAAGAACUGUCUGGACUAUCUCAUCAGUACUGGUCAGCACCAUCAGACAAGGAAGGAUACAGUGGUGUGGGUCUGCUUUCCCGCCAGUGCCCACUCAAAGUCUCUUAUGGCAUUGGUGAGGAGGAACAUGAUCAGGAAGGCCGGGUAAUUGUGGCUGAAUUUGAUACGUUUGUGCUGGUGACAGCCUAUGUACCUAAUGCAGGCCGCGGUCUGGUAAGACUGGAAUACCGGCAGCGCUGGGAUGAAGCCUUUCGCAAAUUGAAGGGCUUGGCUUCCCACAAGCCUCUUGUGCUAUGUGGGGACCUCAACGUGGCUCAUGAAGAAAUCGACCUUCGUAACCCCAAGGGAAACAAAAAGAAUGCUGGCUUCACUCCACAAGAGCGUCAAGGUUUUGGGGAAUUGCUGCAGGCUGUACCAUUGGCCGACAGCUUCCGGCACCUCUACCCCAACACUGCCUAUGCUUACACUUUUUGGACUUACAUGAUGAAUGCCCGGUCCAAGAACGUUGGCUGGCGUCUUGAUUACUUUUUGUUGUCUCACUCUCUUUUACCUGCAUUGUGUGAUAGCAAGAUCCGUUCCAGGGCCCUUGGCAGUGAUCACUGUCCCAUCACCCUAUACCUAGCACUGUGAAUCACUGAGCCUGGGAAAUAGCUUCCCCCGUCAGCACAAACACAAGUAUUCCUUAAUAGCUUUCUAGAGAAAUCCAGUUUCUCUCCUAUAAGAAUACAGAUCCUUCCUUCAACCAGACUUCUGUGACUCUUAAGCCCAAGAUUUUUGUUUUGUGGGUGCCUCCCUCCCUUAUUUUUUUAAAACAUUAAAAGCUACUGGCUCCCUUUGAACGAUCUAUGUAAAAAAUAAAAGGCCAUAGUUUCAGUUUGCUGUCUUUUGUGUUUUACCCCUUUG